Molecule: messenger RNA, 381 nt
Organism: Nicotiana tabacum (common tobacco)
Lineage: Eukaryota; Viridiplantae; Streptophyta; Magnoliopsida; Solanales; Solanaceae
Source: RefSeq, a predicted model, not a curated record
AUGGCACUGUACGAAGCUCUGUAUGGGCGAAGGUGUAUAUCACCAAUUGGUUGGUUCAAAGUUGGAGAAGCAGAGUUGUUAGGACCUAAUUUGGUCUAUAAGGCAAUGGAGAAAGUCAAGUUGAUUCAAGAGCAUUUGAAGAUGGCUCAGAGUCUCCAAAAGUCCUAUUCAGACAUGCGACGUAGAGACCUAGAGUUUCAAAAAUUCAUGGGAUUCACUUCCCUUGUGGUUCCUAUGGAGACUAUAGGGGUUAAAGACAUCCUGACUUACGUAAAAUUUCUAGUGUCAAUCCGUGAUCGUAAAAUCCGCAAGCUCAGAACUAAGGAAAUUACUUCAGUGAAAGUGCUUUGGAGAAAUCAAAAGGUUGAAGAGGCAACGUAG